This is a messenger RNA of Puccinia triticina, 447 nucleotides long. RefSeq lists its product as uncharacterized. Lineage: Eukaryota; Fungi; Basidiomycota; Pucciniomycetes; Pucciniales; Pucciniaceae. The record is from RefSeq and is a predicted model, not a curated record. The transcript has 2 exons. The coding region runs from base 1 to 447 and encodes 148 amino acids.
AUGGUUUAUCUCCCCAUCCAAUUGGGAGAUCACCCGGUGGAAUUUGUUGCAGCCCCCAAUCCACCCACGGCUGAUGACUUGGCAAGGCAGUUGAAUUUCAUCGAGACCUUUGUUGGCUUGAAUUACCCCGGCGACUUGGACGCCAUGGUCAAUCAAGAUGCCAACGCUCGUUGGGAACGAGUCGAGCAGCACAUGGCCACAACGAACCACCUAUUAGCCAACAUACGAGAGGACGUGGCCACCAUGCGAGAGGAUAUUGUCCAGAUACGCCAUCGAGCCGAUCAGACGGACGCUCGAAUCCAGCGCCUCGAGACGGCCACCCUUGGCCUCCUCCAAGUCUUUGGCCCGGCGACACGGCGGCUCCUAGCCGAGUACCAGCACCAGGCCCAGCCAAACCGUCGAGUUCAGCCACACCGAGCCGCUCGAGGCGGCGGCCAACCCAACUAA